GCGGCUCCGAGUGUGACGUCAUCAGGAUGCGACAACAACAAAAGCGAGUGUCGUAAGAAGUUGUCGCCUUUAUCAUCAGCUGCUUGAGCACCCAGGACCCAGGAGCAGAUGAGCACGGAUGUGUGUGUCCAGAACUGGUCAUGUUCCUAUUACCUGCCAAGCGAGAGGCGCUGGAUCCCGGGUAGGCUCUCCCUGACCCCGUCACACCUGAGAUUUACAGCCGAAGGUGCAAAUGAGUUUCUCGUCAGCUUCCACCUCUCCAGUAUUAGUGAGAUCAAGAAAGAGUCUUCCAGUUAUAUCUUCAGCUCCAUCACUGUCCUGGAGGAAGGGCAGUCCAAGCACUGGUUUGGCUCCCUCCAGCCCAAUCGGAAUGUGGUGUUUAACGUCCUGGAGCAUUUCUGGAGGGAACAGUUACUGUCACCUCAAGCAUCUCGCACAGUCGCCUCUAAAUUAUCAAAGGGAGGUGAGCUUAUGAACAUGGUCACUACGUCCCAAAGGCACAUGGAGAAAACAAGCAACGUGCUGUAUGAACAGGGGGAGCAGUUUGAUAACAUCAGGAAAGGCCUAGACAAGAUUGAAGCAGACAUGGCGACCACUGACAGGCUCCUUUCUGUCCUUGAGUCCCCGUCAUGGUGGCCAUUCAGCGGAAAAACCUGGCGGAGCUGGAAGCACGCUGAGCCUAAGGGAUCCCUCGGAGACGUGAGUCCCCCACAUUCUACGAAGGAAGGGAUAUUGAUGACAAUUCCCAUAAUAUUCUCCCGCAAACCAAACAUUAACCUCAAACCAGGGAAACUCACGGUGCUGGCGUCCGCCUUGGAGAUAUCCGACUGCAACUCUCAGCCGCUUCAUCGCUACCAAAGAGAAGAUGUGGAUGACAUCAGAGUCUGCACUGGGUAUGACAUCAGCAUUCGGCAAAGGUUCAUUGGGAAACCCGACAUCACAUAUAGAAUCUUGUCGGCCAGACUGCCGGAUGCCAUCCCGCUGUUAGAGACGCAGUACAGCAAGAAGAUCGAGUUCCAAGAGGAGGCCCUAAUGUUCAGCGGGUCCAGAAAAUCUUCUCUGAGGGAUCAGCCUAGCCCAGAAACAGGAUCCUGGGUCCUUGACCAAAUUGUAACCACCGCCAUCCGUUCUGAUGGAAACUCCGAGGCUCUGAUGCAAGAUCAACUGGUUUCAGAAUCGGAAGCUCAAGAACUGAGGAAGAUCCUGAUGAAGCUGAAGUGCAUCGCUCUAGAAGCAGAUACUGAGCUGGAGAGACAAGACGAGGCGCUGGACAAUGUCAACUCCUCAGCCGAUAGAGCAGUGAUGAGCGUGGACAAACAGACCCGCAGGAUGAGGAACCUCAUGUAGAAACGGUUCUCAACACCUCAAGUCAGGAUCAUGUUUACAUGCAUUGAAACUGGGGUCAAGGGCUCCUUGGACUCGGUUUGCCAGUGAAUAUAUAUAUAAUGUAAUAUAAUAUAUAAUGUAUGUCUGUGUAAUGUGGUGCUCUUAAUAUGUUCAUGAAAAUAUAUAUAAAUAGGAUAUUUAUAUUACGACUGGAUAGUUUUACAGGAUGAAUGAGUAUUUAUUAAUUAUUUAACAUUAAUUUAUUAUUUAUUUCAUUAUUUAAGUUCAGCUGUGGUUUUUGUCCAUGUUUUUAUUACACAGUAUGAAAUAGAGUAAAUGAAGGUUCUGGUAUUCAGAUCCCUUAACAUAUAGAAAUGAAUAGCAUGAUACAUGCACUAUAUUCAACAGAUACAUGAACAGCAAGUUCUGGUCAACUGAAUGAAAAAAGCCCUUAAUUUCAACCAAUCCAAGUUGAUCAAGAAAAAAAAAAACUAAAUCCUCAGCAAAUCAGCUUGUAAGACCCCCAAGAACAGUGAUUACUUAUUACUUAAAUUCUGGCCAGGGGGAUAAUGAAAUGGACAUACACUGACUGAUACAGCCUGGCGAUUUUACUAAUCAUAAUGGUGUUGGCAGCCUAUUGGCCUGUUUCUUGGGCCAAAAUGAUGGCCUCUCCAGUCAGUAUCUGGUUGUGGCUUUGCCAGACUAUAAAAAAAACCAUUGGGUUGGCACAGGCACCAAAUCAGCUUGGUUUGGUUCACCACCUCGUUGGCCAAAUCAAGUGAUUCUUGCCAGGCAGACCCAAGUAUGUAGCUAGUUUUUAUUCUCUGCAGUGUAGAUAACAAACUACCAUCCAGCUCUAGUCUAGAACACAUACAGGAUCUGAGAUACGUAGGACCUAAAAUUCCACAACCAGUCACAUCUUUACUUUCAUUUGCUUACUUGAAGAAGAAUGAUCAAAGCUGAAUCCUUAAUGGUAGCUAACCUGGUGCAAUUUAGCACAUACUGGUCAGUAACCCAUAGCACCCAAUUGGUGAUUGGCUAUUUUCAAUCAGCUGCAGGUAGAACAAUGAAUGCAAGAAUUUUACUGGUUGCUAUGGGUUGCAGCCCACGGGCAAUGUUGGCCAGUGUUGAUAAAUUAUCCCCAUUGUAUGUUAGAGGCUGUGUGGCUGAUUUUCUAUGUAAAGAAAGACAGUUAAAAGCUUGAAAGCUCCUUCAUCUGUUCCAUACAUUGGGUUCUGGACUCCCACUGCUGGAUCUAGCUUUUGCCCAGCAGGAAUAUAUUCUUUCUUGCAUGUCUGAAAAGGGUGGAAUAGUAUCUUCUCUGCAUUGCUCCAUACCUUACAUGAUACUAAAAUGUACUGAGAUGGUCGGUAACUCCUUUCGUUAUUUUGUCAGCUUACAUAUAGGAGUAAGCUCAUUCACGUCACGUGUAGCUGGCCAUACAUGCAAAAACCCACUGAUUUGUCAAGGUCGACAAACAAGCAGAUGUUUCCUCUGAUAUGGCCACCUUGAGAUGGGCAAUAUUGUAUUCUUCCAUUAUUCAGCCCUCAAACCAAAUGAUCAGAUCACAUGCCUGGGAUAGAUGCAUUUGGGAGGAUUUUUGGCCAGAUUUAGGUCAGCCAGGCCUGUCUGAGGGCCCCAUACAUGGGCCGAUAAGCAGCCAACUUAGACUGUCAGCAGAUUUUUUUCGGCCCAUGUAUGACCACCUUGUGUGUCCAAUCCAUUGCAUCAGAUUGGUUUGUGGAACUACAGUUUACAACAGAAGUUAUUAAUAUGUUUUAUAGUAUGGGAACCAAGGGGUUAUGGGCAAGGGCAAGCAAAUGACUCCUGUGGCCAACUGUUUAUCUCAGAUCCCUGUUGUCCAGUAUAGAUAUAGCCUUAUUAUUCUGAGCGAUAAACCCACACUUGUCUGGCUUAAUAUUCUGAUGCAUGGAGGGAAAAAUGUGUUGCAUCUGAUUCAAGAAAAUGAAGAAUGUUGCAUGUGUUUCAAAUCUUAUCAAAUAUGUCAGAUUUAUGAAUGAAACAGUUCAUUUUCUGUAUGAUCUUCCUGAAUUAAUAAAAGUCUGCCUUGUAUUAUGAUUAAAUAAA
Molecule: messenger RNA, 3414 nt
Organism: Xenopus tropicalis (tropical clawed frog)
Lineage: Eukaryota; Metazoa; Chordata; Amphibia; Anura; Pipidae
Gene: snap47
Product: synaptosome associated protein 47kDa
Exons: 5
Coding region: 109-1347 (412 amino acids)
Cellular component (GO): perinuclear region of cytoplasm; endomembrane system
Source: RefSeq, a predicted model, not a curated record